Pectinophora gossypiella (pink bollworm) is the source of this 1834-nucleotide messenger RNA. RefSeq names its product juvenile hormone esterase-like. The transcript is spliced from 3 exons. Bases 16 to 1656 code for a protein of 546 amino acids. The record is from RefSeq and is a predicted model, not a curated record. Lineage: Eukaryota; Metazoa; Arthropoda; Insecta; Lepidoptera; Gelechiidae.
UAUAUAAAAAUCAAGAUGAAAAUAUUACGUAAUGUUAUAUUUCCGGUGAUCUUAAUUUUGUUUCAUAAUGUCGAAUCAAAAACAAAAGUGGAUCCUUUAGUUGACACCAAUGUAGGAUUGAUUCGAGGACAACAGGCCACUGAUGGCGAUUAUUCCAUGUUCAUGGGAAUACCAUACGCGAAAAUCAGUGACUCGAACCCAUUUGGACCGUCUACACCAUAUGAAAAAUUUGAAACAAUUUUUGAAGCUUACGAUGAUACAGCAACGUGUCCCUAUGUAGACUUGAGUAAUAACAUAUUCGGCUCCCUAGAUUGCCUCACUUUGAACAUCUACGUUCCAAACUCUGCAAGUUCCAGUAACCUAAUGCCUGUUAUGGUUUACAUCUACGGUGGCAACUUUGAAAGAGGUUCCGCAGAGAAAAGCAUGUAUGGCCCGAAAUUUUUAGUCAGGCACGACGUAAUAUUAGUUGUUAUUAACCACCGAAUUGGACUUUACGGAUUCAUGUGUCUUCAUAUACCUGAAGUGCCAGGUAAUCAAGGCCUCAAAGACCAAGUUCUUGCCUUGAGGUGGAUCAAAGACAACAUUCAGUCAUUCGGUGGAGAUGCCAAUAAAAUAACUAUUUUUGGAGAAAGCUCUGGCGGAAGAUCAGUAGAUUUCCAUUUAAUAUCUCCCCAAGAAAAACUAUUUAAUAAUGCCAUUCUACAAAGUGGAACAUCGUUAACUCGUGAUACUAUAUUUGAAGCUGAUACGGAAGCUCCGCUAAAACUUGCCGAAAAGCUUGGUUUUCCAACGGAUUCUGUUUAUGAAGCCCUGAGUUAUCUUUCGACUGUACAACCUAAGUUGGUGAUUGCGGCAUCAAUAGAACUAGAUUUAGUUAUCAAGCCAUGUGUAGAAAAAGAUAUAGAAAACGUAGAAAAGUUUAUUACAGAUUACACAUACAAUCUAGAUAUUCCGAAAGCCAAAGAUACGCCUGUAUUAUUAGGGUAUAAUGACCAUGAGCAAGUUGCACGGUAUGCUGAUAAACCUCCUGAAUUCUUUAAUGAUUUAAACAUAAUCUACGAGAGGUUAAAGGACUACUUUAAUUUUGGCAAAGAACUUGACGAAAAGGUAAAGAAUGUUCAUCAUUUCUACUUAGGAGACGAAGCCAUAAGUCCAGAAACUAUGUGGGAGAUUAUUAAUUUUGAUUCUGUAUUUUCAUACAAUCAUCCUACUGAAAGAACUAUCAAGAUGUACUUAGAGAACGGAGCGAAAGAUAUAUAUUAUUAUGUGUUUUCAUAUGUGGGUGGAAGGAAUUUUUACAAGGAUGGAAGAAAUGUUACUGUCGGCGGAGCAUCUCAUGCUGAUGAGCUUGGGUACUUGUUCGAUAUGCAGUCGAAAUACAGUGAUGACCCUUCAGAGGAAGACCAACUCACAAUCGAUCGUAUAACCACCCUCUGGACUAAUUUUGCUAAAUUCAGCAAUCCUACCCCAGAGACAUCAGAGUUACUUCCAAUUCAAUGGGAGCCAGUCACUAAAGACAUUUACUAUUUCUACAACAUAGGUUCGGAAGUCAACCUUGAAAAAAGACCUUUCCAUAAGGAUACAGCUUUCUGGGAUCUAUUCUAUAAAGAAAAUUGGAAGUUCCAAAAAGGUUACAGGGAAAGAGGUAGUAAAUAAACAUAAUUUGUUUUAUAUUGUAGAAUAUACUUGAAUUUCUACAUGUAGUAGUAUAUUUAUUUAUUUCGAAUACUUAGUGCAUGAUUUUGCAAAUACGUUUUUCUCUUCAUAAAGCACUUUUGUCAAUCAGCCUUGAGAAAAGUUUAAACGACUGAUGAAUGCGGAGGAAGCAUCAGAG